Prorocentrum cordatum is the source of this 2715-nucleotide messenger RNA. Lineage: Eukaryota; Dinophyceae; Prorocentrales; Prorocentraceae. The record is from the annotation of a GenBank genome assembly.
UCAUUCGGUUUCCUUUGUUUUCCGCUUCCUACAUUCAUGUUGUACACCUCGAUCCCGACCAUCCAAUCACGCAGGCUGCACGCUACUUUCGCUCCAUAGUCCAUAACUCAUGCGUUUGGCUCUACGUUCAGUGAUACUUUAUGCGUGUUGCAUGGUCUUAUCCUUUUUUCCGCAUCUGUACCACAUGCCCUGUACUUUACUGAGCUGCCUUCGGCUUACCCCGCCUCCGUGAACACUUGUGCUGGAACUUGCGCCUACUUGUCAUGGAACCUUCCUGGACGCCCUUUGGAGUCGUCCCGUUUGGUCUUACGCAGCAGGAACAGGCCAUCUUAACAUAUCUGGCAACGCACACAUCUGCACAUCGGCGUGUAGAUCCUUUUCAUCGUCGGCGCACUCACAUCCCAUGCUGAAGCCCAGCGUGGUCUGAAGCGCAUCUCAGAAGACACGGUGGGAAGGGCAAUCAACUAUUACCAAGAUCUUCCAAUGGCUUCUGCGCAUCAGCGGUUACGACCUGGAAGACGCCCCCUUGCCCAUCCUCUGAUACACGACGUCGAGGAUACCCUUUCUUCUUCCGCUCCCAGAGGCACGCGAGCCGUGAAGGCUAGGUGCCAUCGGUGUGUCCACGGCGGUCGCCAUCCACGAGUGGCCGCACGCAGACCAAUGAUGUGCAUCUGUGCAUGGCCGCUUGGGCUCGAGCAAGCUUGGUUCCAGGGAUUUUGGCCCCAGGAGCUGGCCGGCAUUCCCUCCGCCUCUUCAUGGCCAAGCGCGCGCCCGCGGAGGCAGACGCCCGAGGAGAUGCAAAGCGCGCCGCAAGUGCGACGGAGGGUGCCAUCAGGUUUUCGCAUGCGCCGCCCUCGUAUUUUGCGCUCGAGGCCCUGACGCCGAAGGGUCGGCGCAAAAAUGCCGAUGCGGGAGACCCGCGUGACGCAACACGGCCACUGGUGAAGGUGGGCACGGCAUCUGUUGGCAGUUGGAGCUGCACAGAGGGCGGCUGGGUGUCAUCCGAGCCCCGCGCGACCACUGAAGUCUUCCACGUCCUCGCAGGCGAGGCGUCGGUCACCGACUCGGAUGGCGAGGUGCACCGCUUCGGCCAGGGAGACACCGUCACGCUUCCGAAGGGCUGGGCGGGCCGAUGGGAUGUUGCCAAGACAUUCCACAAGGUCUGGGUUGUGCACGACCAUGGGGAGGUCGAAGGCGCGUCCGCCAAGGCGCAGGUAGCCCCGCUAGAUCACUUUGCUCCUGAGGCAAUGACCCCGCAGGGUGUUCGCAAGGAUGCAGCGUACGGCAAGCCAACCAGCACCACGCGCAAGGUGUACAGUGUUGGCACGACCAGUGUGGGCUGCUGGACAUGUACUGCUGGCGGCUUCCCUGUCAAGUGCAGACCAACUACAGAGUGUUUCCAUGUACUGGAGGGUCUAUUUUUUCUGACCAACGCUGAUGGAAGUGCUCAUCGCUGCAAGGCCGGCGAUACGGUGGUGCUGCCCAAGGGAUGGAGCGGUCAUUGGGACAUCAUCGAGACCAUCAAGAAGGUGUGGGUUGUGGUGUCAGAUUGAGGUCGCUUCCCAGAGUGCGUUGGCACGUGCCCAUGAGCGAUGGAAGCCGAGCGCACUGGGGACUCAGAUGUUUCACCCAAAGUGCCUUUCGAACUUAGUCGGGCGGGCUUUGGGUUCCCACGCGUUGCGUACAAACCAUUGCGUCGGUAUGCGCAGCUAGAGCUCUGGGUCUGGACCUCGGGUCGUAGCAAUGUUUUGAGGUCACCAAGACCGUCUGAAUUUGAGACGCAUCAAACUUGAGGAAAAACAACGUCGUCGUGACAGUUUUCAUAAAAGUGCAGCUGGGCUAGGGGCGCCGCUGGCAUUCUUGGAUCCAUUCGCCGUUUCUCAUGGACGGCCCAGGCACGGAGAGAUGCUUGAUGUGAAAUAAAUGUAUCCAUCUGCCUGCGGAAAACUCCGCCGCCUUGUCUACGCAGCAGUAUUGCCGCAGGAAGGAGUUUAAGUUUAAGGUCCGUUCAGCUCAGUUCAUUCGCUGACGCGUGCCCUCUGGUAAGAUCGCUGUCCCCGCAGCCGGCAUGCAGGCUGAACCGAAUUGAGUUUUCUUUUCGGUGCACCGUCUACACACGAGGGCGAUAGUGAGGAUGAUGAGUACGAUUGUCCUGGGGACGAGGGCUGAAACGAAGGCAAGGACGCGGUCUUGUUGGAGUCCCUCGCCAGCUCAGGCUCGGGCGCUGUACCGGCGUGGUCAUGCGAGUCCCUACCUCCCCGGGAGAGUGUUUGCUCCUGACGCCGGACACCGUGCCCACGCCGUGGGCUGGCACCGCACCGUUUGUGCCAUGCAGGUUCCGCCGCAUACACUGCACCACGUAUUUUUUUUACCAGGCAGCUUGCGACUGCGUGUGUGUGUGCGCGCGUAUCACAUAGCCUGCGCAAUAUAUAGCUUCCACCACGCGCUUGGCAAGCCUGCCCCGCAGAGUUCUCGACGAGGAGGGCUUGGGCCACACAGCCUGCCCAACACGGCUUCCACAUAUUCAAUCGCGAAUUUUGCGCUACAUGCCUCACAUCACAUAACUCGCGAAGAUGCGGGUUUGCACCACGUAGCUUGCACCGCAUCCCUGACCUGGACCAUUCGGGACACAUGUGGAUGACCUCUCAAGCGAGAUGCCACCCGAACCAUGUCAAACCAAGCAAAGUAUGAGAACGCUCUAGGCGAAUCCCACCC